This is a messenger RNA of Ananas comosus (pineapple), 3612 nucleotides long. RefSeq lists its product as uncharacterized. Gene Ontology annotation, molecular function: transcription corepressor activity. Gene Ontology annotation, cellular component: nucleus. Bases 127 to 1605 code for a protein of 492 amino acids. Lineage: Eukaryota; Viridiplantae; Streptophyta; Magnoliopsida; Poales; Bromeliaceae. The transcript is spliced from 9 exons. Gene Ontology annotation, biological process: negative regulation of DNA-templated transcription. The record is from RefSeq and is a predicted model, not a curated record.
GGCGUUCGAAUAUCUUAUAAUUGUUUUGGGAGGAGUUAGUUUAUUGUGCGUGCGGCGGUGGUGGAACGGGCGAACCCUAGAUGGACGAGAGAAAGUGGUGGGUCGAAGGAAGUCGGGCUGAGGAGGAUGGAUAGUCGGAUGAUGGAGGAGGAGGAGGGAUUGGGGGGGAAGAAGGGGGCGGGAGGUGCGGAGGGGGAGGUGGACUACAAGACGAAGGCGGGGACGGCGUGGAGCCACUCGUACCUGAACCAGAAGCCAUGGCACCCCCUCUCCUACCCCAACCAGCGCCGCAAGUGGAUCGCCGAGCAGACCCACUCCCAACGCCAACGCCGCCAGGAGGAGGUCGCCCGCGAGUUUGCUCAGGAGCAGGAAUUCUUCCGCCAGACGGCUCUCUUCUCCAAGAAGGAGAAGGAGAAGGUGGAGAUGAUGAAAGCCGUGAGUUUCAUGUAUGUUCGGCCACCUGGCUACAACGCAGAGAGUGCCAAAGCUGCAGAAAUCGCCGACGAAAAGAAGAGGUCGGACCAAAGUAAUGCAACUCAGGAUCCUGCAGCACCCAGUGCCUCUGCAACGGCUGGCACGGGACAUGACCAUAAGCAUUCCAACGUAGAAAAGAAGAAAAGGCCUAAAGAUGUUUUUGGCAGGCCACUGCCAACAGAAGAGGAAUUUGAAGUUCUGAAAAAUGCUCCACGGUUGGAAACAGGUAUGCCUGUGAGAAUUAAACCAUUUGGAGUUGAAAUCCGCAAUGUAAGAUGCGUUAGAUGUGGAACAUUUGGUCACCAAAGUGGUGAUCGUGAAUGCCCCUUAAAGGAUGUGAUCAUGCCUAAUGAGGAGAGUCGGAUAAAAAGAGAUGAUCCAUUAACUGCUAUAAUGGCUCAGACGGAUUCUAGUGAGCCUUUGAAGUGGGAACUGAAGCAAAAGCCAGGGAUAAGCCCUCCUCGGGGUGGGUUUAAACCAGAUGACCCUAAUCAGCAAAUAGUAGCAGAUGAUAUUUUUGAUGAAUAUGGAGGAUUUCUGAGUGGUGGUGAUAUCCCUGCUCUCCUCACCAACUUCUCAGCAGGCAAAAAAUGUAACAAGAAGCAUUCCAAGCACAAAAUCAGGCACAGGCGCCAUUCUUCAUCUUCAGCUGGUCCUAGAGAAUCCAAAAGGAAACGAAGGGCUCACCACUCUACAGCAUCUUAUUCACCAUCACCCUCCUUCGACUCUGAAGCUGACGAGGAUAGCAGGAGGACGUCAAGAAGCAAACAUAAGAGGCAGCACAACUCAGACUCUUCACUGGCAUCCGAUACUGAAGUUGAAAUUGAUGAGAAAAGCAGGACAAGGAGGCCAAGGGGCAAGCAUAAGAGGAAUCGACGGCGAUCAGUGGAUUCCUUGUGCUCUGAUUCUGAAGCUGAUGAAGAGAAAAACAGAAGGCACUCUUCCAAGAGAAAGCAUAGGAGGAGACGAGACCACUCGGUCUCAUCAUCUGGGGACUCGGAACCUACUAGGAUUAAAAAUGAAAGUAGGAGCCGUCAAAGCCGAAAAUAUAAAGACAAGCGACAGUAUGCAGAUUUAGGUGCAUCUGAUACCUUUGACUCAGAUCGCCACCGCCACCUACGAAAACACUAAUGGGAUCUCACCAAUGGGAUUUGGUAAAUGGCAGUAUAAGCACCAUGUAAGAUGCUUUGAAUUAUUAUAGUGUGUACGAAGGUUGGCGAUCCUUUCUUUGGACGCGUGGUUGUCAUGGUAUUACUAUAUAUAUUGAUGUUGUUUUUACCAUAUUACGCCUUUCGAAGUUGGUUUAGCCCUUUAACAAAGAGGAUGAUAUGCCAAAAUUGUCAAGAAAAGCAUAGAUGGACUAUACAAGUUUGCUAUGCUGCUCAUGCUGAUUCUUUGUCUCAAGUCAUGCUGCAAAUGUGAUAGUGAAAUCUCUGUGGUUUAAUAGCCGCUACGUAGUUUAGUGCUUGCUAUCCAGAAUGCCAUUUAAGAGCUCUCCAUGUAAUGUAAUGUAAAUCUGAGUCAAUGAUAAUGCAGUUCAUUUCCAUUCAAUUCAAAUCUGCCCCAUUACAUGUGGUGCGCUCCUAUCACAUGACUUAUGUGCACCCUAACAUGUUUUUUCACUAGUUUUUUUUGAACUUGGUGAAACCAUGCCUGUUUUGUAAGUCCCUUGCUUGAAGUUAUUUGAAUAGUACAGAUCUGCUCUAAGUUGAAGGCUACCUAGCUUAAUUUUGUGAGUAACGUAGAGUUUAGUCCAGCUUAAUCUGUUAUGUUGCUUUAGGUGAGGCUCAUUGGGAUGGUUAGUUUUUUUCAGAAUAAUUAAGUGUGAAUCCUCACCAGUAGGGGUUAUACUACUAAGCUCUGACCCCAUUUUACUGCAUUUUCCCUAUUAAUAUGUGCAUAUUUCCAGAUGUUUGAACAUUGUAAGAAAUCCUAUCUGAAGAAACAGUAAUCCAAUAAUCCCUUGCUACUGCGAUUAAUGGACAAUAUUGAAACUUGCCUUGUCAAGUACUUAUCUUACUAAGUUCUCUUUGAUUUUCGCUUGAGAUUGAUUGUUGAAUAAGGAUGCAAUAUAUUGUUGUGCCUGCUCUUUUAGCUGACGUUCUUUUAUCUACGCCUGUUCCACACGUCUAGCCAGAUGUAUAUUUUUCUGAGACACUUUCUUUUUUUUCUUUUAUGUCUUCGAGAAAAUUGAUUCCCUCGCAAACAUUUCAACUAUAUCUACCAAGAACUGUAGCAGAAGAUCCAGCCGGAUUGUUGUCUAAGACCCAUUUUAUGACUCAGUAACUUGAGGGGGAAUAGAUUUUUCCCCUUAUGUUGUUCACUAUAGUGCUUGCUUUUCUGUUUAUAUAUCAAAUGCAUUCAGAUAUAGCUAUUUACUUAAUGCAUUCUCUUGUCUACACUAUAUUUUGUGUUAUACACUUUUGACAUAUUUAACUUGCCUUCUUUGCUACUGUUAGGACCAAAGGAAUUCAUUUAUGUGUUCUACAGUCUUCAGAACCGGAGGGCCUGUAAAUAUCUAGGCCUCAUUAUUAUUAUUAAUCCGGUCUCCUGCUUUGAACUAUGUGGCCAAUGUGUUAAUAUCGUUAUUCUGGACACGUGCCACUUCCUGGCCAUCUUCGAGAGAUUUGAUCUUGACCGAAGAGGGAAAAUUGAUGCAUCUGAGCUGCAUGAAGCUCUUCUGAGUCUUGGAUAUGCUGUUUCUCCUGUCAUGCUGGACCUGCUCGUGUGACAAAUCAGGAGGCAAAAACAAGGCCAUUGGAUAUAACAACUUCAUCCAGCAAGAUACAUUUCUUAUUUCCUCAGUUUUCAUGGAGAUGUUGCCUCACAGUUAGGGGUUUGACGGAUAAAGUUCAAGGAGAAGGACACCAUGUGCUCUGGAUCUGCAACUUUCACAUAUGAAUCUUUUAUGUCGACUGUUUUGCCCUUUCUUAUUGCAUGAAGAUUAAGGUGUUUGUAUGAUAUGACAAGAUGUAUGAUAAAUAGUAACUUAGUAUGAUCCUUUUCCUAACUUCAAAACCUUCCUGGUCAUGUUGGUGAGAUGUUGGUUCUUAUGUUGCCUUUGCCGCUUAUGGGUGUGUUCACUAAAUGGGAGACUUUGUAAAUGCUCUUGUUUAUCUUUUUUCUGGUCCUCAUUUC